AUGAGAACACGAAAACGCCGCUAUUCUGAUCAUGACACGUCUGAGCCUUCAAGCAGAACAAAGCGCCGCACGCCACAGCGCUCUGAGGUCAUUACCAUUAGCGAUGAUGAAGAGGAGCCUCUCGAAUCCGUGCUGGCAAAAAUCAAAGCUCAAGAAGAAAGCGAAGCUCUCGCCAGGAAGCUGCAGCAAGACUGGGCCGACAAUGCACAACCCGCCCCUUCUGCGGGAACAUCCUCGAACGCUGACCGUGGUCACGAUGAAGAGGUCAUAGAUCUUACCCGGGAAGACGAUGAGGCCCUCGCAAAGCGUCUGGCAAAGGAAUGGGAGGCACUCGACGAGGUUCCCCAACAGGUAACUGGUCCUUCGAAGGGGAAGAGGAAAGCGUAUGAAGUUGAAGAAGAUCACGAUGUUACGCCGGACAAGAAGCUCGAACGCUAUCAUGAAUUAUUCAUAGGAACAAAACGGUGUCAGUGUGGAGAAGAACUUUCCUCACCCCGCGGUCAUGUAACGUAUUCUACCCAGAUGCCACCUCCUAGUCUGCUGCGGCUCCUUCAUAUCCCUUGCAAGAAAUGUAGGACCAACCACUGCCGUGGAUGUCUAACUGCGGUUACAUGUCCGCUUUCUUGCAAGGGAGAAGGCAAGGACGGCGCAGAUACUUGUCCUGCCUUGACGUGUUGCGCCGAGGUCCGCGCGAUCGCGCUCUUCGAAGCGCUGGGCGGCUUUGAUAGACAGUAUCUCAGUGAGCGUGCAACGUCUGACAGCCGUGCAAAGGAAGCAGCUGCCAAGUACCGCAGCACGCAAGUGAAUUCUGUAGGCCCCGGAGGAACUGGCUAUGGCACGGGUGCUGACUUCACCGACCUUUGGCAUUCUCGAGGACUCGGAAAGGGCCGUGGAAGGGGAGGUGCAGGCUUCACCUCCACAGAGGCCCAUGCUUCCCGAAUAGACGAAUUGGCUGCGCAUUGGGACGAGAUUGUCGUCCGCGCGUUAACGACAAUAACUCAAUUUCUUCCAUCUCAAUACUCCGAUGCGGCUCAGAUCUACGAUAUGCUUCCGCAUGCUUCAACAGAGGCCCUACUUUCUCUGUCUCAGCUUCCUGAUUUACUCGGCGACCUGUUACGGAACGACUCUGUCACAGACUGGAUUUCUCGCAUUGACGUCUAUCAUGCAAUGUUGGCACUAUUGAGGCGAAUGGCAGACUGCGAACUGACGAUUGAGGUUCUCAUCGGCCAACGGUGGGAAAUAGAGAAGAGCUGCGGGUUGGAAGAAUGGAUGUGGGGUGACGCAGAGAUUGUCUGGGAGAAAGCCAAAGACUCGCAACUCGUCAAAGCCCCUCCUCUGUACGUACACUUCAAGAAGCUCACCAAACAGUGCGAGACGUUUCUGGCGGGGGCCUCCAGCAUGUUCGAAGACGGCGCUGGCCAAGACGCUGGGGAUGUGACGGACACCAUGGUGAAGGCGACAUCACUCUGCGGUGAUAUUAUCGUCGCGCGGGACGACAUCGAACGCGCCAUGACGCUCCUGGGGAAGGCCCCUUCCACCGUCCUCCAGAAGGCUGACGACAUGUCGCAGGAGGACUCCAAGAGGCGCAAAGGUAAAGCACCAGAUCCCUCGAUCGCUCUCGAGAGGACAUAUGCCCAGGAGUGUGAACGUCUAGCGUUCCGCUACGUCACGCUUUCGCAACCAUCGUCCAACGGCGAUGGGUUCAGCUACCCCGAAUUCAGGUAUGCGAAAGAGCUUGCGGUCACCGCCUCGUCCACCAGAAACCCGAAGGACAGGCUGCAUCUCAUCAAAGAGCUUGCUGUGAUGGCGACCAGUCUACCGGUUGGCGUAUGGGUUCGUGUCGAUGAGGUGCGAAAUGAUGCUAUCAAGAUAAUGAUUGCCGGCCCUGAAGGUACACCCUACGCUGGUGGACUAUUCGAAUUUGACUGCUACAUUCCGCUCAAUUAUCCGAACGCACCUCCCUUGAUGCAUCUUCGCACAACCGGCGGAGGCAGGGUGCGCUUCAACCCGAAUCUGUACAACAACGGCAAGGUUUGCUUGUCGCUACUUGGGACGUGGGCCGGACGCCCAGAGGAACAAUGGUCUCCAAAGUCUACACUCCUGCAAGUCGUGGUCUCGAUUCAGAGUAUGAUCUUGAUCGAUCUGCCGUAUUUCAACGAGCCUGGGUAUGGUAAGGCGGACGCGAAGGAUCACAACAGUAUUGCGUACAAUCGCAACAUCUAUGUGCAGACCGUUCGUUGGGCUAUGGUCGAGUGGAUGAAGGACGAGUACAAAAACGGUAUCUGGGCGGAAGUCAUAACUGCACAUUUCUGCACACGACACCCCAAGAUACUGAAGUGCAUCCAAGAGUGGGCGAAGGAUGAACCUCGGAUCCGCAAGUACACCGAGGGGGGCACCAUACCGUACGACGGACCGGCCUUCAUCGUGCCACCGCCAUAUCCCAGCCUGCCUUCGGGCUCGUCUGUUGUCGCUAGCGGCAUUUACCCUGCCGCGCCUUACAAUAGCAUUUUACCCGUGCCAUCAACCGCUUCGCAGCAUGGCAAAGACCUUUUGCAGGAAUAUGAUCGGGGUAUAGAGCAAAUACAGGGUUGGAAGCAUGGACAAGAGUAA
This is a messenger RNA of Sparassis crispa, 2610 nucleotides long. Its product is annotated as Baculoviral IAP repeat-containing protein. Lineage: Eukaryota; Fungi; Basidiomycota; Agaricomycetes; Polyporales; Sparassidaceae. The record is from RefSeq and is a predicted model, not a curated record. Gene Ontology annotation, molecular function: ubiquitin conjugating enzyme activity. Bases 1 to 2610 code for a protein of 869 amino acids. The transcript has 8 exons.